Messenger RNA from Microcebus murinus (gray mouse lemur), 4044 nucleotides. RefSeq names its product extended synaptotagmin 3 (gene ESYT3). Gene Ontology annotation, biological process: lipid transport. Gene Ontology annotation, cellular component: endoplasmic reticulum membrane. The record is from RefSeq and is a predicted model, not a curated record. Gene Ontology annotation, molecular function: calcium-dependent phospholipid binding; phosphatidylethanolamine binding; phosphatidylcholine binding. Lineage: Eukaryota; Metazoa; Chordata; Mammalia; Primates; Cheirogaleidae.
CGCAGGGGCUGCGCAGAGCGGCUCAGCCUGCCGCAGACGCUGCGGUUGCGGGCGCCUGGGAGGCUGCUGAGCUCCGAGCGCUGAAACGGCGCCGGCGAGUCCCAGCAGGACAGGGGUGGCGCAGCGACGAGUCCUCGCGCUUGGAGGACAGAUGUGCCUGGGCGUUGAAGUUCGCGGCCUCGAGCUCGGGUGAAGCUCUUGGGAAGGGCAAGACGGCGGCGAGAUGCCAGCGGAGGAGCCCCGCGCCUCUGGUGCCCCGGGCGCCCAGGGAACCCAGCGCGCGCCGGGCCCCGAGCUGCGCCUGUCCAGUCAGCUACUGCCCGAGCUCUAUACCUUCGUGGCGCGCGUGCUGUUCUACCUGGGGCCUGUGUACCUAGCCGGCUACCUGGGGCUCAGCGUAACCUGGUUGCUGCUCGGCGCCCUGCUGUGGUUUUGGUGGCGCAGGAACCGCCGCGGGAAGCUCGGGCGCCUGGCGGCUGCCUUCGAAUUCCUGGACAACGAACGCCAGUUCAUCAGCCGCGAGCUGCAGGGCCAGCACCUGCCAGCCUGGAUCCACUUCCCUGACGUGGAGCGGGUCGAGUGGGCCAACAAGGUCAUCUCGCAGAUCUGGCCCUAUCUAAGCAUUAUCAUGGAAAACAAGUUCCGGGAGAAACUUGAGCCCAAGAUCCGGGAGAAGAGCGUCCACCUGAGGACCUUCACCUUCACCAAGCUCUACUUUGGACAGAAGUGCCCCAGGGUCAACGGAGUCAAGGCACACACCAACAAGAGCAACCGGAGACAGGUGGUCCUGGACCUGCAGAUAUGCUACAUUGGGGACUGUGAGAUCAGCGUGGAGCUGCAGAAGAUACAGGCUGGUGUGAACGGGAUCCAGUUGCAGGGCACCUUGCGGAUCAUCCUGGAGCCCCUCCUGGUGGACAAGCCCUUCGUGGGAGCCGUGACUGUGUUCUUCCUUCAGAAGCCGCACCUGCAGAUCAACUGGACAGGCCUGACGAACCUGCUGGACGCGCCAGGAAUCAAUGAGGUGUCAGACAGCCUGCUGGAGGACCUCAUUGCUGCCCACCUGGUGCUGCCCAACCGCGUGACUGUGCCUGUGAAGAAGGGGCUGGAUGUGACCAACCUGCGCUUCCCUCUGCCCUGCGGGGUGAUCAGAGUCCACCUGCUGGAGGCAGAGGAGCUGGCCCAGAAGGACCACUUCCUGGGCCUCCGAGGCAAGUCGGACCCCUACGCCAAGGUGAGCAUCGGCCUGCAGCAUUUCCGGAGCAGGACCAUCUACAGGAACCUGAAUCCCACCUGGAAUGAGGUGUUUGAGUUUAUGGUGUACGAGGUCCCUGGGCAGGACCUGGAGGUGGACCUGUAUGAUGAGGAUCCUGACAGGGAUGACUUCCUGGGCAGCCUGCAGAUCUGCCUCGGGGAUGUCAUGACGAACAGAGUGGUGGAUGAGUGGUUUGUACUGAAUGACACAACCAGCGGGCGGCUACACCUGCGGCUGGAGUGGCUUUCACUGCUCACUGACCAGGAAGCUCUGACCGAGGACCAUGGUGGCCUUUCCACUGCCAUCCUUGUGGUCUUCUUGGAGAGUGCCUGCAACCUGCCGAGAAACCCUUUUGACUACCUGAAUGGCGAAUAUCGAGCCAAAAAACUCUCCAGGUUUGCCAGGAAUAAGGUCAGCAGAGACCCUUCUUCCUAUGUCAAGCUAUCUGUAGGCAAGAAGACACACACGAGUAAGACCUGUCCUCACAGCAAGGACCCUGUAUGGAGCCAGGUUUUCUCCUUCUUUGUACAGAAUGUGGCAGCUGAGCAGCUCCAUCUGAAGGUGCUUGAUGACGACCAAGAGUGUGCUCUGGGAGUGCUGGAGUUCCCCCUGUGCCGGAUCCUCCCCUACACUGACCUCACUCUUGAGCAGCGCUUUCAGCUGGACCACUCAGGCCUGGAUAGCCUCAUCUCCAUGAGGCUGGUGCUUCGGUUCCUGCGUGUGGAGGAACGAGAGCUGGGGAGCCCAUACACAGGACCUGAAGCCCUAAAGAAAGGCCCUCUGUUCAUCAAGAAGGUGGCCACCAACCAGGGUCCCAAAGCCCCACCCCAGGGAGAAGGUCCUGCAGAUUUGCUAUGUCCCUCAGAACCUGCUUCUGACACCAAGGAAGCAUCCAAGAGUACCACAACCACCAUCAGUGCUACCACUGCUGCCACCGAGCCCACACCCCAAGAGACAGGCCCAGAGCCCAAAGGCAAGGACAGUGCCAAAGGGCUCUGUGAGCCCAUGGGGGAGAAGAAGAGUUCAGCCACCAUCUUCCUGACUGUCCCAGGCCCCCACUCUCCAGGGCCCAUCAAGUCACCCAGACCCAUGAAAUGCCCUGCCUCCCCAUUCGUAUGGCCGCCCAAGAGGCUGGCUCCCAGCAUGUCCUCGCUCAACUCCCUGGCCUCUUCCUGCUUUGACCUGACAGAUAUCAGCCUCAACUUUGAAAGUGGGGAUCUCAGGCAGCAGCGGCUGGGCGAGAUUCAGCUCACGGUGCGCUAUGUAUGUCUGCGGCGCUGCCUCAGCGUGCUAAUCAAUGGCUGCAGAAACCUAACACCAUGUACCAGCAAUGGAGCUGAUCCCUAUGUCCGCGUCUACCUGUUGCCAGAAAGGAGGUGGGCAUGUCGUAAAAAGACUUCAGUGAAGCGCAAGACCCUGGAACCCCUGUUUGAUGAGACAUUUGAAUUUUUUGUUCCCAUGGAAGAAGUAAAGAAGAGGUCACUAGAUGUUGCAGUGAAAAAUAGUAGGCCACUUGGCUCACACAGAAGAAAGGAGUUAGGAAAAGUACUGAUUGACUUAUCAAAAGAAGAUCUGAUUAUGGGCUUUUCACAAUGGUAUGAGCUGACUCCAGAUGGACGGCCCAGAAGCUGAUGAUGAGUAAACAGCAUUAUCACCUUUAUGUUAAAAUGUGUAUAUAUGUAUAUUUUUAAAUCAGAACAGUCAUUGGAUGAAAAUAUAUACAUACAUUUUUGUGUGGAAUUCAACUGCAUGGCUGAAUAGUAUAAAGAAGAGAUAGAGUUAUUUAAAAGAACGAACUACUUUUUCUUGAUUGGAUUCAAAUCUGGAAAGAAACGGUGUAUUCGUGCCUUUAGUAAGUUAUUAAAACCUCAGUGGUGUUUUUUUCACUUUUGGUAAUUAUAUACCAUCUGAUUUAUGACUUGCUACAAGUGUCCUGUCCCUGACAAAGGGGGUAGGAGAGGUCUGUUUCUGGAACAGGUACAAGUACCCCUGGGUAGUAACUAAGGGAGGUCGCUUCUUUUAGGGAAAUAAAAAGUGACUCAACCCAAAACUGCCAAGAGCUAACACUGCCAAAGCCCUUCCGGCUGCCACCUGUGGGACUUGUAUGCCUGGAGAUUGUUCCUGUAUUUGACUCGGAGUUAUUAAUAAAAGGUAUUUUCCUAAUGGCAACAAUAUCAUAGUGAUACACUUAAAUACUUUGAGUUAAGGGCCAAAGUCUGGCAUUACUUCCACAGGAAAAUGCAAGCCAGGUGUAUGUCUGAACUCUCAUAGCAGAGCACUGGAGAAUGCUGAAGAGUGUCACUGCCAUGGAGGAAAAGGAGCUUUCUGUAUUAGACAUGUAAAGUGUAUAUUUAAACAAGUGCCUCUUUUGCAUUUCAAACUUUAUAGGACCAAAUAUACUACUUGUUACCUAUGAUGUUCUGGAACUGUUAAGGUCAUUAUCAUUUUCUGUCUUACCUGCUCAAGCAACACUCCUUAUUAUCAGUUUCCUAUCCUCACCACUGCCUUUACUGCUGCUUUUCUGAAGAAUGGCAACAUCCUAAAACAAAGUCUUAGUCAUGUUACUCUUACUUACAAAUUAUCUGAUUUCCUAUUUUCUGUAAAAUCAAAGCCCACUCCUUAAUUUGCUUUUUAGACCUGACAUAAUCUGGUUUCCAUUUUUCUGCUACUUUAUUCAUGUGCAGAAUAGUCUAAAUACUAUGCCCUGCCUACUCACUUCUUAACCACUUUGGUACGGCACUCACCGGCCACGAAAUCUUGCCCACAGCUGGCACUCAGAGUCUUCACGAUAG